UACAAAAAGUGGGCAUUUUAUGCAAAGUGACGAGUAGCACAAGAUGGAAACGCGGCAUCGUCUUUGAGCGAGACAAUGUGGAUAAUGCAAACGAUUUUGUGAUGACAUCGCUGGACAGCUUGAAGCAUCAAUGCAACAAAAUCGCACUUGCGGCAAUUGUGUUCCUACUGACGACAAUGAUCGAAGUACGAGAGCAGACGAUGCUAACGGAACAUCCGGUUCCCACGGAGGAUCUAACAUAUUCUAAACAAAUCACCACCAACAGUAGAAUCCAAUCUACGACAAUGUCAUCGUCCUCACCAUCGACCGCUUCGAGUGACCCACCAACGUCGACGUCGGAGUGGUCGGAAUCUCCGUUUUCGCCGACUCUGCCAAUGACACCCUCGCAGAUGGCAUGGCCAUCCUCGUUGGCCGUGCCGGCUGAGAGUCUUCUAAUCCAAAAUGUGACAUCGGCAGUAACGGACACGUCGACACGUCCACAUCAUGAAUCCACGGUGGAGGAGGGGACGCCGGCGGGUUCAGUAACGACCACGUACGCGAUGGCUUCCGGCGCUCGCUCCAUCACCACCGCGUCGGCCGGAAGCUCUCGAGGACCGACGAAGACGUCGGAGGCGCAGUACGACGGUAGCAAACACACCACGUUUCGACCACUAAUCAUACCCACGCUACCUGACGUGCGACGUAGUCGAGUCGUCCAUUCGAUGCCUUAUCAGAGCAAGCAUCACCACGAGCGCCACUGGGGUCCAUUUUUCGAGGAAUCGGUCAACGUGACUUCCGGAGCGGCCUUGCCCGUUGGAUAUCAUUUAUCAACGGAGGCCAUACUCAACUGUAGGGUAGGAAGGCUGAAAGAUAAAACGAAACCGCAGUACGGAUAGUGGACCAAUGGGCUACGAGUUCUACCAUCGUUUCGAUAAACUGAGCAGCACGAUCGAAAUAUCAUGCCAAGUUUCGACGUCGUAUCUGGCGACUUUGCCACCGAGCCCCGCGUUGGCGUCUCAGAGAUCGAAGGCAAACGCAUUGGCAGCAGCAAACACCGUUGGCCAUAUAUUUCUCACGGGAGGAAGCGACGAACGAGCGAUGCAAG
Anopheles coustani is the source of this 1084-nucleotide messenger RNA. Its product is annotated as mucin-2-like. The transcript has 4 exons. The record is from RefSeq and is a predicted model, not a curated record. Bases 102 to 875 code for a protein of 257 amino acids. NCBI's taxonomy places the organism in Eukaryota, Metazoa, Arthropoda, Insecta, Diptera, Culicidae.